Messenger RNA from Sporisorium graminicola, 4332 nucleotides. RefSeq lists its product as uncharacterized. The transcript is spliced from 2 exons. The record is from RefSeq and is a predicted model, not a curated record. Gene Ontology annotation, molecular function: lipid binding. Gene Ontology annotation, biological process: negative regulation of protein kinase activity; eisosome assembly; endocytosis. Gene Ontology annotation, cellular component: plasma membrane; eisosome filament. Lineage: Eukaryota; Fungi; Basidiomycota; Ustilaginomycetes; Ustilaginales; Ustilaginaceae. Bases 1 to 4332 code for a protein of 1443 amino acids.
AUGUCGCUGGCUCCGCAAGCAAUCCAUUCCAAUCUGUCGCGGCCCCACCCGACCGACUCUCGUCUGCUUCAAAACCUGAUCAAGGGCGAAAAGAGCUACAUCGACAACCUGGCAGCUUCGUCCGUCUCCGGUUAUGCCGCCGCCAGCGCCUUGGCUGCCUGGGGAACCUCCGAGGCGCCAGACAUUUCGAAAGCAGCCCAGACUCUCUCGGAGAUUCUUGCCUCGGUUGCGGAUGCACAGCGCACGCACGUCCAAGCUCUCGAAGGCUACCGCAGUGCGCUCAAGGACGUGCUCGACCGAGAACACAGCAUCCGCUCCGUAGUGCGUGACCGCGAUAUUCUCGUCGGCCGUCUCAUCAAGGCCAGCAAGAAGAAGAUCUCCAAGAAGGACUCGGGACUCAGCCAAGACGAAAAGAUGGAAAAGGUCAACGCAGCGCAACGCGAGCUGCACGCCUGCGAACAGGUGCUUGCUAGCGAAGAAGCGGCUCUCGUCGGCGUCAAGCGUCGCACGUUCAAGGAGGCGCUCACCAUGCGCAUGAAGACCAUGGGCGAUGCCGGUGCCGCCACCGUCGAGGCUGCCAAAGAGGCCAUCCUGCUGCUCGACGAGUUCGACACGCACGGUCCCUUGCUCCAAGCCACCGGCGGCGGUCAGUACGAGAGCAUGUAUGCCGACGGCGGCAUCGAGACCGGUGCCUAUGACAACCAAGCGCUUGAGCAAGGCUACUAUUCUGGCCAGCAAUCCGGUGCGCCUGGCUUGCCUCCACAGGCGUACGCCGACAAUUACGCCAACCACGGCUCUCCUGUCCCUGGAAACGGCGCCAAUCUGACCCGCGAUGAACAGGGUCAUUUCCACAAGGACCUUCAAGCAGGCCAAGACCAUCGUCAUCCCCAGCACUUUGACGGAGCCUCGGUGACACCAUCGCAGUCGGCCAGUCAAGUGCUUGGCCACGACCGCUCCCACGUCCCACUCGGCCAGCGCUACACCUCGCACUUUGAAGACGUCGAGGAGCAAGAAGGCGUCCCUUCCGACACCGACAGCGAAGAGGACUAUCGACGCGCUUUCAUCGAGCCGCGUUCCCGUCUGCCUGCUCCACACGAACUCGGCGUCGCAGCAGACACCCACGAUUCCUUCAUCCCCGAGGCAGCUGCCAACGGCUCGGCAGGGCCACCUCCACCGCCGCCCGGCAAGGACAACGAGGCCUCGCGUGUUCCUAUGCCCGCCGUCCCCACUGCGCCUACCUUUGACGUCAACCAGGCCCGCGGGUACGGCCAGGGACAGGUGGUCGACCAGGGCUUCAACCCUUCUCACGGUGCGGCCUACAGCCCUCCCCGCUAUUCCAUGUCACGUCGCAGCGGCGACUCGGAGAGCGGAUACGGCCACCAGCGCAAAUCGAGCAACUCACUCAUCGGCAAAGUGAGCCGCCUCUUCAAGACCGACAUCCGCAACGGUUCUCCCGUCGAGAACGAACGCGCCGGCUGGAACACUCGCACCUCUGGCAACGUCGAAGCGGAUAGCGAUCGUCGCCGCUUCGGUUCCCUUCGACGAGCAGAGCCCGACAGCUCUGACGAUGAGCCCGACACGCGCGAAGUCUUCCGCAACGUCAACCAGCAGCGUCCAGGCUGGGAGGGUAACGCAAGCAGCGACGUCGGCGGCAAGAAGCUCACUUCGCGCAUCUUGCCCGGACCCAAGAGCAAUCGAGCUCACGAGGCUGAGCAGGCCGAGAUCGACCGCAUCCGCGCUUCUGUCGUUGGCGGCGGCAUUGGAUCGGCGGCGCCUCCUCCCAAGCUAGCCAGCGGAGCCGACAGCAUCCGAUCCAACAACACUGCCGCCACCAAGAAGAAGAAGAAGAAGCGCCCCGUCGCCGGUAGCGAGAUUGGCACGGCGCCAACACGCCCCUCGGCCAGCUACACAGUCUCGGGCGAUCUCUCCUCACUACACGGAAAUGCAACAGCCGGUGACGCCACUCCUCGCCCUGGUCUCUCGCGCAGCUCUACGAUGAAGUCGACCAGCUCCAAGAAGAAGAACAGGGCCAGCAUCGCCAGCACUGGUCUCGUUGGUGGCAACAUAUUCAACCCGAACGCGGGCAAGUAUGGAGCAGACUCGUGGAUCAAGAAACCGGCAAACCAGAUGACGGCGUACGAGGCUGUAGCCAUGGCUGGAGUCGUCCCCAAAUCAGCUUCCCCCAAGGACAAGCCUGCAGCGACGACGCCUUCUGCGUCCACAGCUCCUACUUCGCUGGUGUCUCUCCCGCCUACUCCUGCUCCCGUCAGCUCUUCGCGACCAGCCUCGAUCAUGUCGUCGGCCAGCAAGAAUCCGCCGCUCAAGUCAGCUCUCAAGACUCCGGCUCUCAGCCGUAGCAACAGCAGCGCCAGCGCAAAGGCUCCUUCGUCUUCUCCGACCAAGAAAUCAGCGGCGCAGCCCUCUACACAGACUUCGACAAAUGCUCCGGGUCUGCCCAUCAAAUCUGCGCUUCGCCAUGACAUCACUCAGAGCAUUCGAGCCGACCCUCUGCCUCAACCAAAGAUGGAGCCGAUCCCCAAAGCGCCCGCCCCUGUCACGUCGACGCCCCUUCCCGAAACCGUGGCUCCACCUCAGCCAUCCGCUACUCCAAAAGUAUCUGCACCUUCGCCGCCCGCAGCGGAGCAGCCUUCGACCACGGUCUCGGCCCCUGCGGAGGCGGCCAAGUCUGCGGUUCCACAGGCCCCACAUUCGGUGCUGAGCAUCGAAGAGGACAAAGGUUUCGAUGGCACUGGACGUCUUGAUGUCCCCGUCGCUGCCGACCGUGGUGAAGCGCGAAGCGUGGCAAAGGAUACGUCAACCGUCGCCCAGCAGAACAAGGCGCAGAUGCCCAAGCUCGACAUGCCUAGCUCGGAGCCUUUCUCUAUCUCGUUCGACGGUGCUCGCCGUGGCUCCGCCGUAACCACCGGGAGUGCCGGCGAUGAUGGCGUCGUUACUCCUGGAGCCAUGCAGACGUACCAGGCCUUCAUCCAGGAACACAGCGACUCGCCCUCCGUGGAGAGAUCGGCCAAUGCCACUCCUCUGGGAACCAAUUCGCAGCCCGAAGGUGUCACGCGUCUGACCGAUCGCAAGAUCAAGCUCGAGCCUAGCCGCGUUUACGGUGACGGUGCCCCAGAGGUUAGCGACACUUCAUCUGAAGAAGGCUCGCCCGUGAAGGCCUCUGAGAAGGCUGAGGGCGGAGCACAGAAGGCAGCGCAGGUUCAAGCCUCUUCCGCCCUUGCAGAUCCAUCCCACAAGCCAGACCCCGGCUUGCAAAGCCUCUCUGGUGCUCCUGCUGCCAAGCCGGUCAACGCAGCCUCGCUGGCGGUGCCCGCCAAGGCGCCCAGCGAGACCGGCAGCACCGUUAGCCGACGCAAGAGUGUUCGCAUGGCGCCAGACGUGAAGCUUCCACCCGACACGCCCACCGAUGGCGAGUUUGUAACGCCGCGCGGCACCGAAUACGGUGGACUGGACCCCAUCGCAGCUCGUGGCUCGCAGCUGAGCAGCCGCAUCGCGCCUCCCCCGGCUGCUCCUGCCAAGGCGACCAAAGAGGCGGGUCCCAUCGAUCUUGCGGGUGGACGGCAGACGUCCAGCUGGACCAGCCGCGUCCGCGAGACGGUUGACAGCAGCGACGACGAGGAUGUCGACGAGGAUGGUUACUCAAGCGCCCGCAAGGCCUUUGGCUCUGCUACGCGUGGCUGGGGCGAAGCUAUGGGUACAUCCAAAUCCAAGACAAAGAAGACAGCGGGCGAUGCUGCUUCGGUGCGCUCCAAGGCUUCAGUCUCUUCGAAGAAGCCUGCUGCCAGCAAGCGCGCUUCGGUGGCCGCUGCUGCACCUUCUUCUGCAACUGCUCCUGCCACCCCGCAGCCUUCGAUUGGGUAUGUGCCCACGGCUCCAGGCAGUAUUUCGUCGACACUGUUCACUGCCAAAGCACCUGGCUCUUCGGUGGAGGCAGGGGCAAGCGCGGCAGUGCCCUCCAGCUCCAUGUACUCUGUGACCGCUCCUGGUUCAGUGGUGAAUGGAAACGCAGCCGCUCCGGCAGCCUCUACACCAACCACGACGAGUGCAGCUGUGGUAUCUUCGAAUCCUCCCCCCGCUACAGCCAUGGUUCAGGCCUCGAGUCCAGCGGCUGCUCCCGCUCCUCUGACUGCCUCGAACCUCAACGCGCUUGACAGCAACAAGGGUCGACCCGUCAUGCCUCCUGUGCCUGUUGCGCCACCAGUCCAGGGACAGAGCACGAUCAGCGUCCCCACAGCCCCGCCUCCUGCCAUCUCGGGCAAGGACAGCAGCUCGGGUGGCAAAGGUUUCUUCCGCAGGUUUAAGCGCAACAAGUAA